Molecule: messenger RNA, 1062 nt
Organism: Drepanopeziza brunnea f. sp. 'multigermtubi' MB_m1
Lineage: Eukaryota; Fungi; Ascomycota; Leotiomycetes; Helotiales; Drepanopezizaceae
Molecular function (GO): oxidoreductase activity, acting on the CH-OH group of donors, NAD or NADP as acceptor
Source: RefSeq, a predicted model, not a curated record
AUGUCUUAUCAACCGCGAAGCCGAGAGCUCUCCUGGGCGAAACCCCUCUCUGUGGACUUAAUCCUCAAAGUCCUCAACGUCACCUUCCUCCACCCGUUCGUAGCAUGGAUGGUUCCGCUCUGCAUGCGAGCGCAAGCUAUGCCAUGGACAGCUACGGCAAUGCAGCUCUCGAUCGGCUAUGCAGGAAUGUUGACGGCCUUGUUCUUCUUGGGAAAUAUUAACAAGCAAAUCGCAUACUCGAAGCCGCGCAAGGUAGAUUUCUCUGAGGAGGUGAUUGUGAUCACAGGUGGUGCAAGCGGACUGGGUCUUCUACUGGCAGAAGUAUAUGGCAUGAGGGGCGCUACGGUUGCAGUCCUUGAUGUGAAGGACCUCGAGGCUGGCGAAGCGCGGGGUGUGUCGAUGUACAAGUGUGAUGUUGGGGACAAGGAUCAGGUUGCGAAGGUGGCACUUGAUAUUGAAAGAGAUCUCGGAACACCUACUAUUCUUAUCAACAAUGCCGCGGUCGUCAACGGCAAACCACUACUUGACCUCUCGCUGGACGAAAUCGACCGAACUUUCAGGGUCAAUCUGCUUUCGCACUUCUACACGAUCAAAGCCUUCCUCCCGGGAAUGGUCAGAGCGGGAAAAGGGACGCUCGUCACCAUGUCCAGCGUCCUUGGCCAAAUAGGUGCUGGCUCCCUCACGGACUACACAGCCUCUAAGGCUGGAAUUACAGCUAUGCAUAAAUCACUCGCAGCCGAAUUGAAAUCAACGCCCGGGAUCCAGACGAUAUUAGUAACCCCAGGGCAACUUAGCACGCCAUUGUUCAACGGAGUAGUAACCCCGAAUUCGUUUUUUGGACCGGUACUGGAGCCAGUUGACGUUGCGAAGGAACUUAUUGCUGCGAUUGACUCUGGGAGCAGUGCUGUCUUGGCUAUGCCAUUGUAUGCAAGAUGGAUUGACUGGUUGAAUGUCAUGCCAGUGGGUGUGCAAGCUAUUAUCAGAAAUGUGGCGGGCGUUGAUAAAGCGAUGAAGGGGUAUGUUGGACGAGAAGGAACGGGAGAGAAAGAGAGCCUGAUAUAG